Volvox carteri f. nagariensis is the source of this 1737-nucleotide messenger RNA. RefSeq lists its product as uncharacterized. The transcript is spliced from 7 exons. Gene Ontology annotation, molecular function: calmodulin binding; calcium/calmodulin-dependent protein kinase activity; calcium-dependent protein serine/threonine kinase activity. Gene Ontology annotation, cellular component: nucleus; cytoplasm. The record is from RefSeq and is a predicted model, not a curated record. Lineage: Eukaryota; Viridiplantae; Chlorophyta; Chlorophyceae; Chlamydomonadales; Volvocaceae. Gene Ontology annotation, biological process: intracellular signal transduction; peptidyl-serine phosphorylation; protein autophosphorylation. The coding region runs from base 1 to 1737 and encodes 578 amino acids.
AUGCCUGCUUUCCUUUGUUGCUCAGUGUCUGCAUCGUUCUCGAUCUCGUCAGACGAGCACCCACCUCCAGCACCUUCAGCUGGCAGGGAGGUCCCGUGCGUCGGUUCUGGCAGCGAUGUGCGCGCCGAGACCACCACCGCCGAAAAGCAUGCAUACAAAUUGCAUAAGCUGCUCGAUGAUGCCUUACUUCCUGGCCAACUGCCAGGCUCGCCGGGGGACGCGGCUUCUGGUCGUAGCCUCGAUGCGGAACAGAAAACAGGCAUACCGCUGCUUGAGGACACGCUGUGCCGCAGCACAAACGCACGUUCUCACGUGUCAGCCUUGGGGCGGACCGCCGAUUAUGCCGGUCACCCGGAGCUGGCCCCGGAUGCACCUGGCCGGCCCGCCAUCGGCAAGCUUCACAUUCCCGUCCACCUACAAAGCAGUUCUUCUUGCUUUGCCGCCGAGUAUCGUGACGGCGAGCCGGUGACAUCCGCUGCCUCCUUCAGCGCCCGCGACGACGCCCCAAGCCCAAACGGCGUAUGGGAUCUUCUUGAACCGCCCUUCAUGCUUGCUACUUCUUGGAAGUCCGGUCAACGUCGGCUGUGCAGGCGGUUCCAAUUGGGGGAAAUGGACAAUGGAACCGUUGAAAUGUGGUCCUCCGCAGCGUCACAGAUAAUCCGAAAUGGAGACAUGGAGAAAAGGGGAAAGCAGUUGCAGCGUGAGCUGGACACCGCUGCGGCUCUGCCGUGUUGCCCGCUACUGCUACUGCCACACCGAGUGUACGAACAAUCGGAUGCCGUAUACGUGGUGUACGACAGCACGGGCGAAUACAGCGAUCUUUACAGUUUGUUGCGCACGAAACAACGGUUGCCAGAGGCGGCUUGUCGCAAUGUUAUGCGACAGUUGUUGCAGGCCCUUUCCGUACUGCACGAGCGGCGCUGGGUGCAUCGGAACAUCAGCUCCGAAACCGUGUGGGUUACGGAGGCAUCCCAGCCGCUGCGUCCACGCUCCCAGCUGGCAGCUCGUUUCCCCCCAUUGGAGCUCACACCUCAACUAGCAUUACACGGCUCGCACCAACGUGGGCCACAAUCACACCCACAACAACUGCCCCAGCAGCAAGCGCUUGAUGCGAUGGAUGCCCUUACCGCCGCAGCCGUCCCGGUUGGAAGCCGCAGCCAUAGCCGCACCAGCGGCGGCAGCGGCGGACGCCGGGGCUCGGCGGGGGGCGGCUGGGUACCGGUGACGGAUGACACGCGGCGGCCACCGCCGCCAAUGUCCGGCAAUAUCAGUAGCAGUAGCAGCAGCCGCGGCGGCGGCGGCUGUAGCGACACCUGCGAUCCGCAACAGCAGGAGCAGUUGCUGCUGCUUCACUUGAAGUUGGGGGGUCUUGCGGCGGCGGCUCGUCCGGAGGUGGAGGAGGUUACGGGGCGGGAGGUGCCGUUGAGAGAGCUGGUGGGGUGUGCGUACCACUGGGCACCGGAAGCCAUCAGCGGGGCCGGGUACGGCCGGGCAGCUGACGUGUGGGCCGCGGGGGUGUUGCUGUACAUGAUGCUGACCGGCCGACCGCCCUUCCCAGGCGGCAACGAGCUGGAGGUUAUGACGCGGGUAUUGCUAGCCGCAGCUGCAGCCGCCACGACUUCCGGCCCCACUCUAACCGCCGCAACCGCCGCCACGGAAAGCGAUGACAAGCCCGGUAACGCAGGAGUUGGUCGUACAGGCGGUUCUCGAGUCCCACGCCAGCUCGGCGUGUCGUGA